AUGAUUCCCCAUCUUGUGUGCCUCCUCAGCCUGCACAGCCUGUGCUGCCCACCAAACCUUGUGCAUGCUCCUAAACCCACAGGCAAGGGUGAAAUGAGCAAAGUGAUCCAGCAAGUGAAAGUAGUCAACCUUCUGAUUCAAAAUGAAGUUGAGAUGGGCAACUUGCAAGAUGACAAUGGGGUGGAUGACUCAGAGGGUAUUGAUUGGCCUGCAUCAGACUGUGAAGAACAUUCCCAGGCUGUGCAGUCUACUUAUUUGACCCAGGUCACCAACACUCCAAGUACCAUGAGCAAGGUGCUGAUCAAGCAGCACUGUCACAUCAAGGAAUUGCCCAAGUCCUGCAACCAAUUGGACUAUCUGGGACUUCUCUUGAACAUUCAAAUGGCCUUUGAUCCUCAGGCACAGGCUGAGCGCACCAUCUUCCAGAGCAAGAUCACCACUCUCCAAGCUCAGCUGCAUGACAAGCAGCAGGAGCUUGUUGACAUCUCCCAGGAUAAAGACAAGAUCAUCAAAGGGCUUCAUGUGCAGCUCCUGGAGGAUGUGCGUGCCCACCUUGGUGUCCAGCAUGAACUUGAUAUGACCAAGGCAAGGCUGGAGUACCAAGAGCAGGUGAGGACCAUGAUGAUGGGUAUGGGUAAUAUGGGCACAUGGUUUGUGCAGUCUAUGAAUGGCCCUCCCCAUCCAGAGGCUGCACAGCCUUGA
Molecule: messenger RNA, 702 nt
Organism: Dacryopinax primogenitus
Lineage: Eukaryota; Fungi; Basidiomycota; Dacrymycetes; Dacrymycetales; Dacrymycetaceae
Exons: 2
Coding region: 1-702 (233 amino acids)
Source: RefSeq, a predicted model, not a curated record